This is a messenger RNA of Rhinolophus ferrumequinum (greater horseshoe bat), 4045 nucleotides long. It is a transcript of the gene COQ7, whose product is annotated as coenzyme Q7, hydroxylase. The record is from RefSeq and is a predicted model, not a curated record. Gene Ontology annotation, cellular component: nucleus; mitochondrial inner membrane. Gene Ontology annotation, molecular function: 3-demethoxyubiquinol 3-hydroxylase activity. NCBI's taxonomy places the organism in Eukaryota, Metazoa, Chordata, Mammalia, Chiroptera, Rhinolophidae. The transcript is spliced from 7 exons. Gene Ontology annotation, biological process: ubiquinone biosynthetic process; regulation of reactive oxygen species metabolic process; determination of adult lifespan. The coding region runs from base 85 to 738 and encodes 217 amino acids.
CCUUACGUCUGUCGUGCGUCAUCAGUCUGCGCAAGGGGACGUUUGGCGCGCUUCGCUCAAAGCAGUGGUUGCUGUACUGUCGCAAUGAGCUGCGCCGGGGCGGUGGCGACUUGCUCCGUGUGGUGGCUGCGUACGGGCGCCCCACGGCCCCUCUCAGCUUAUGGAAGAAGGAUCCUUGUCAGGUUUUGCAGUUCAGGAAUGCUCGCAGACAAUAUCAAUCGGGCAACUGUGCACCGAAUCCUCCGGGUGGAUCAUGCAGGGGAAUACGGAGCGAACCGCAUCUACGCGGGGCAGAUGGCCGUCCUGGGUCGGUCGAGUGUGGGGCCCGUCAUUCAGAAAAUGUGGGAUCAAGAAAAGGACCACUUGAAAAAGUUCAAUGAAUUGAUGGUUACAUUCAGGGUCCGGCCGACGAUUCUGAUGCCGUUUUGGAACGUGGUGGGGUUUGCAUUGGGUGCGGGAACCGCCCUGCUUGGGAAGGAGGGAGCGAUGGCGUGUACCGUGGCCGUGGAGGAGUCUAUUGCACGUCACUACAACAACCAGAUCAGGACACUGAUGGAGGAGGACCCAGAAAAGUAUGAGGAGCUGCUUCAGGUGAUCAAGAAAUUUCGGGAUGAAGAGCUGGAGCACCAUGACACAGGCCUAGAACACGACGCAGAACUGGCGCCAGCGUAUGCCGUUUUGAAGAGGGUUAUCCAGGCCGGAUGCAGCACCGCGAUAUAUUUAUCAGAAAGAUUUUAAGGGGAAAUGUGAUUUUAAAAUUGGACGCCACCCAAAGAUGAUGCCAGAACGACAGAGGAUGUUAUUCUUGCAAGCAGUACAGCUCCGAAGAUGUGAUCCGAGCUGUUGUUCUUUGCAUGUGUUUGAUUCCCUCUCUACUCCGUGUGAUGCAACAGCAGUGUUCUCACCUGGGAGCGUGUUGGAAAUACAGAACUUUGGGCUCCUCUCCCAGACCUGCUAAUUCACAUUAUGCAUUUUAACAAGAUGUGGUUUUACAGUAUGGCCCCCAAUUCCUUGGUACUGCCUGUUCAGUGGAACCUAAUCCUCCUGGCCGAGUGUGGGCUAUACUUAGUGACAUGUUUCUAACAAACAAUAUAGUGGAAGUGAUGGAAUCUGACUGCCAGGGCUUCUCGGUCAUAAAAGACAUUGCAGCUUCCAUGUUUCCAGGAUCAUUUUCUUGGCGGGGAGAGGGGGCAGCCAGCUGCCAUGUGGUGAGGACACUCAGCAGUUACUCUGUGGAGAGGGUCACGUGGCCAAGAACUAAGGCCCCCGGCCAACAGCCAUGUUUGUGCGACGUCUUAGAAGUGACUCCAUCAGCCCCAGUCAAGCCUUCGGAUGGAUGACUGCAGCCUCAUGAGAGACCCAGAGCCAGAAUCACCUAGCUAAGUCACUCCUGGAUUCCUGACUCCCAGCCACCACGUUAGAUAAUAAAUGUUUGUGGUUUUCAGCUGCAGAGUUUGGGGCUGAUUUGUUCGACAGCCAUAGGUGACACUCACGCAACAGUUGCAGGCGAUUUGGAAGCGCAGUCAAGUUGGAGAAGCCCUGAACUAGACCAUGAAUUCCUGGAAGGCAGAGACCACCUUAGUCAUUUCUGUAUCUUCAGAGCUUAGCACAAUGCCUGAAACUCAGUAAAGUUUUUUUAGACCAAAUGCAAAGUUAAGUUGCCCUGUUUUUAAAAAAUUACAACUCUUUUUUGUAAUAAAUAAUACAUGUAUGCACGUGGUGAAAUAGUCCAACAGUGCUGAAGCUUUUUCACAAAUCCAAGUAAAUUUCCCUGCAGGCCACUUGCUGAUUACCAGAAAACUGACCACUUGCCUUACUUCGUGAUUAUUAGCAAUCCGUCACAUAAGACGGUACAUUUUUUUUCUUUUUCUUUUUUCUAUUACUUCCAGAAGUAAUGCUUGCCUCAACAUCAACAUAAACUGCAUAUAGGAAAGAAAAAAAAGAAAGCGCCCCUAGGCUACCGAGCCUCUUCUUGUUUCCUCAUUUCCCCUAGGAGUGGAUAUUUGGGUUAUUAAUAACAGAGUUUGGGGACCUCUAAUGACUCAAGGGGACCACCUUUGAACGUGUAGUUUCCAUAGAAUUUCAGGAGGCGUGAUCCCUUGGGGGUCUUAGCCCUUUGGAGAUGCCACACCCCCUUGAAAAUAUGUCAAAAACUCUGGACCCUCAGCUAGGGCCUCCUUAAGACCUCGUGAUCCAGUGGUUUGAGAAGAAAAUCCGACCUUUCCCGAGGGAGAGGAACAAAAGAAACCUUUCCUCCAAGCCGCCCUUUUCUGGCUCUGCCUGAGCACAAAGCACUUUCUGUUGAAUACGUUCUCAAAGGUUUAAAAGGCUCCCCUUGCCGUAAGGGACGUGUUUCUUCCCACUCUUGCCUCCCGAGAUGGCAGCCCUGCGGGCUGUGCCUGAGCAGGACCGGUCCUUUGAUGACGGAAGGUGUAGGAAGAAGGUGUGCCCCUGGGCGCCUCAAGGGCAGGGAAGGUCUCCAACUUCCCGGCGCCCGCCUCUGGCCACCAGAGGGCACCCUCGCCUCGGAGUCCCAAGUCCCGCCGGCCGCACCAACCCUGCUAGUCUUUUCCAGAAUGACACAGGGACAGUGCCCGGUGACCAGGGCCAGGCGAUUGCUACGUGCUGUGAAAAUCUGGCCUUGUCAUCCCCCCUCCUGCUCCCCGCCGGUGGACGGCAGUGGAAUGGCGCGUUUGCCCACCGCACGGUGCGGAGGGCUCAGCCGGCUGCCCCGCGCUGCGCUGGGCCACUGACGUGCGCGUCCUCAUCAAGGCGGAGGCAUUUUCUUUUUCAGAAAAGAGAGAACACGGGGGAGGCCGACGAGCCUCUGUGCACAGUACCACGUGGAGAAACGAGCUUCGGGCACCCGGCGCUUCUCCGGAGUGGGCGCCGCUGCCCGGACCCCCCUGACUCGGCCACGUCUUCCUGCCGUCCACAUGCUCUGCCCUUCAAUGACGAAGGCUCUUCACCCUUUCAGAGACCCCCGGUCUCUUAGGUGGUCAUCCCACCCCCCUCCUGUCCCAACAUGCCCCAGCGUCCUGCCUGGGGGUUGCAUUCUGUCACUGCGUGGUGGUUCCCUGCUUUCCGACUCUCUCCAACCUGCCAGCGAACUUCUCAAGUUGGUGAAGGGCUGUCCCAGCCCCUGGAGCUUAGCAGGCCCUCAGCCAGCAUUUGAUAAACGAACCUAAGCCGGGGGGAAAAAGUCAUGUGGGCUCAUAAAAAGGAAAGGGAUGACUUGAAACAAGUAAUUACAGGUACUGACAGAUGAUCUGAUCUCAGUAUGAACACACCUAGAAACUUCUGGGUGCAAGUAGGAAGUGGGGACGGAGGGUCAGCCUGGGAGUGUCCUUCAGUCCUCUUGUCCAUCUGCACCCUGAACCCUGCCCGAGCCUGGCAAACAUGUCCCCUGAAACGGUGUCUCAGCUCUUCUCCCUCACAAUGCUUUUGAUUUAUUUGUGGAGAAUUUCUCAUCGCGGUACUUCGUUCUUGUUUAAAAUCUCACAGUUACAUUUCCAGUUAUACGGAAUGUCCUGAUGCGUAAUCCUGAAAUUCUUAACUAGGCGUGCGCGUCAGAAUAAACUCUUGAGAUUAAGAACACAUUACAGAUGUUCUCUCCCCGCCCCCGCCGGUCCUGCCGAAGCAGAUGCUGUGGGGUUGGAUCUAGGGGAUGGACAUAGUUUAAAAACUCACACAGGGGCUCGAGGGGCAGCCCUGGUUAAGAGUCACCGGGUGAAUUCCACAAGCACUUGAUUGUAAAUCUGCCCCAGAUGGACGCUCCUCCCUGCUUUCCAGCCCACUGUCUACGUUGAGUCAGGGUUUCCAAGAUGUGACUUCUUGUUCCGAUUUUCUCCAGCCCAUUCGGUGCCGUUACAGCUGGUAACAUGUUCCAGACCAAGUUGUCUUCAUCAGGUGGAAACAGUGGUGACAGCAGUGCUCCCCGUUAUGCUGGAGGGAGCAGCUUCUGUGUGGUAUUUUCCAGGCCUAACUUCCAAGUGGCUGUAUGGAAACAAUAAAAAAAAUUGCAUGGAGAUGCCUCCUGUUGCAC